This is a messenger RNA of Zasmidium cellare ATCC 36951, 1050 nucleotides long. RefSeq lists its product as uncharacterized. The transcript has a single exon. The coding region runs from base 1 to 1050 and encodes 349 amino acids. NCBI's taxonomy places the organism in Eukaryota, Fungi, Ascomycota, Dothideomycetes, Mycosphaerellales, Mycosphaerellaceae. Gene Ontology annotation, molecular function: oxidoreductase activity. The record is from RefSeq and is a predicted model, not a curated record.
AUGGCGUCCGAACAAGAAGUCCGCGCCUGGACCUUCACAGGCGGAUACCCCGACACGCUGAAACUGUCGAAAAUCAAAGUGCCUCAAGAGAGCGAGGUGGAUGAACAACACGUCCUCGUCCGGAUCUCCGCCUGCGCGCUCAACCCCGUCGACAUCCAAAUCAUGAACAUGCCAACUUUCACGGCACCGUGGGGCGACAAAUCGCCCAAGACGACCGUGAUGGAUUUCAGCGGGACGGUGGUCGCCUGUCCAGGAGGACAAUUUUCUCAAGGCGAUGAGAUCUUCGGCAUGGCGUUUAAAUCGUACCUCCCUGCCGGGGGCGCGCUGGCGGAGAUGGCGUGCCUGGACCUGCGGGGCACGCCGGCGGUGAAGAAGCCGGAGGGGUGGAGUGCGGAGAAGGCGGCGGCGAUUAGUCUCGUGUGGUUGACGGCCAAGGCGUGUAUUGAGAACGUGGCGCCUUGGGUGGAGAAGACCCAGGGGAAGAGGGUGGCGGUGCUCGGGGGGAGUAGUUCGACGGGGAUAUAUUCGAUUUUGUUGGCGAAGAGGAGGGGGUGGAAGGUCGUUGCGACGAGUAGUGGGAGGAAUAAGGAUUUUGUGCUGGAGGAUUUGAAUACUGAUGCGCAUGUCGAUUAUACGCAGGAGGAGGUGCGGAGGGCGGUGGGGAAGUUUGAGCCGGAUGCGGUGAUUGAUUGUGUGGGCGGGACGGAGUGUAUCGGGUUGCCGUCGAGUAAGCGGUAUAUCUCCAUUGUCGGCGAUAAGACGGGCCGGACGAUGAUGGGGGGCCCGUAUACGUACUACGACUACCUGCACCCCCUGACGGCGGCGAGCCAGUGGUUGAGGUGGGCGUGGGGCCGGGUGGGACUGGGCGAGGCGUAUGAUGUGGUGAUUUUGAGCCCGAAGAAUGAGUGGUUGGAGGAGGCGAAGGGGACGUUGGGACAAGAGCAGAUUUUUGUGGAUGCGGUGUUUGGGUUUGAGGAUGCGAAGGACGCGUUUGAGAGGUUGAAUAGUGGCAGGGCGAGGGGGAAGGUUGUUGUGAGGGUUGCGAGGUAG